Molecule: messenger RNA, 477 nt
Organism: Penicillium riverlandense
Lineage: Eukaryota; Fungi; Ascomycota; Eurotiomycetes; Eurotiales; Aspergillaceae
Exons: 1
Coding region: 1-477 (158 amino acids)
Source: RefSeq, a predicted model, not a curated record
AUGGCUAUACCUAGGGCGAGUCAAAUUCAGCGUGAAUUUGCGAACCUUGCAAACAUGUGCAGCAUCAGUGGGAUGGAGUCUCAGAUGGCCCAGCAGAUCAAGGAAAUUCUUCGCGCCAACCCUGGUCCACCCACGCAGUGGGGAACGAGGGACGAUGAUACCAACACCCAUUGUCUUGCGUCUCACCACAUCGAGUCGGCCACUUUUCUUCCUGUUGGGCACCCAGUACGGCGUGCAGUGGCUGCAGCGUCGGUUGAAGGUUACCUUGGAAACGACACACAUAAGUUUGUGGGAGAAACUCGAGACUAUCCGGAGUUCGCAGCUGAUCUUCUCCAAGAGCUGAGGGGAACCCUAAAUGAAAUGAAAUUCGACAAACGCGGUGCAUUCUUCCAGGACCCCAUCAGCGGCCAGGAACUGAGGUUCGGCAGACUUUGCCGGAAAAGGAAAGCGCCAAUGGCAGAAGACCCCAGCACUUGA